GCGCGGUGGCUCACGCCUGUAAUCCCAGCACUUUCGGAGGCCGAGGCGGGCGGAUCACGAGGUCAGGAGAUCGAGACCAUCUUGGCUAACACAGUGAAACCCCGUCUCUACUAAAAAUACAAAAAAUUAGCCGGGCGAGGUGGCGGGCGCCUGUAGUCCCAGCUACUCGGGAGGCUGAGGCAGGAGAAUGGCGGGAACCCCAGGGGGCGGAGCCUGCAGUGAGCCGAGAUCGCGCCACUGCACUCCAGCCUGGGCGACAGCGAGACUCCGUCUCAAAAAAAAAAAAAAAAAAACAAACAAAAAAAAAACAAAAUGGUGACAGCAAGCUCUUUCACAAGAUGUGACUUAAGGUCUUUUCUUUAAAUAUAUUUUUAUGUUUAAACAAACAUAAAACGACUAAUUCUUUAGGACAUUUAAAACUUACAUUUCUAUGAUACAUUUUUCUUUUUUUAUUAAGAAAUACUGACUUAUUUCCUCUAAAAGGAAUGUAUUUUUCUAUUUUUAAAGAUUAUAAUCCUACUCCAUCACACAUGGUUGAUCAUUUUUAUUUUCCCUGUUAUCUUUCAAUAAACUUAUUUUAAAUGUAUAGGUGUGGUUGAAUCCAUUUUUACCUAACAUUUAAUUAAAAUAUUUUCCUAAGUUGCUAAACAGACUUUAUAAUAAUAGCUAUUUUCAAGGUUUUCUACUGGGUAGAUGUACCAUAAUAAAAUAAUCUUAAAUGUUAUUUAGCAUAUACUGAACAUACUGUGUGCCAGGUGCUUUAAAUGCAUCACAUCUAAAAUUCACAACCUUGCUAAGUAGGAAUUGUUAUUUUUGUUGUACAAAUGAAGAAACUGAGGAGUUAAGCAACUUUUCCAAAGUCACACAGUCAAAGCUAAACUGACACACAAAUACAGCUCUGUCUACAGAGGUUCAGUAUCAAGGUAUUUCUGGAAUGCAUUAUUUAAAUAUUCCAUAUUUUCUUAGAAUUCAGAUUGCUUCCAAUUUUUUACUUUCAUAAAUAUCAAUAUCUUUAUGCAUUAUGUCUUUUUCUCUCCUUUUGGAUCAUCACUUUUUCAUGGGAUUACUAGGGCAAAAACAUGUUUUUGUUUCUGUGCCUCCUGGUAUGUAUUAACUCCUAACCUCUCAAACUUGCAUUAAAAUUUAAAUCUGACAUUUUUCAGCUUUCCUAUCUAAGGGGUGCUUCGACAUCAGAGCUCCUUAGGAUUUACUUGCUUUCUAAAGCAAGGUCAAAAGGCUUUGGUUUUAAGGAUCUAUGAGUGAAGAGAUAAUGCAGGAAGCCUGAUAUGCUGACAUGUGGGAGAGGCAUCAUUCACCACAGGAGAGGAAACAGCAUGGAUGGGUGAAAGUUGCAAGACGGUAGGUUUAUAAACAAAUCCAACAACCAUUUAAGUGUAGGAGCAUUUCCAAAGUUGGCAUGAGCCUCUGUGGGAGGCUGAGAGCUUCCUGUCACUGGAAGUGUUUAUGCAUAGACUGAAUGAUCACUGAGAGGAGACUCAGGUGACUGAUCUGCAGUCAGGGCUGAGAACCACCUUUGGAACCCGCGGUCCUCUAACUGUAAUGUGAGUCAGAGUCACAUAAGCAAAUGUCACUUUGCGUGGGGGUGGUGGGCUGGAGCAAAAAUCAUAAUCAUUACUUUUUGGAUGGGAUCUUCCUUUCAAAAAAGUGUCUCAGGUGCUUCUGAGUUACGAGAAACACAUUCAGAGAAACCUGUUCUAAGCUAGUUCUUUUAAGAUAUUUGUUGCCCAUUUUGUGAAGAGAUGAAGACUGAGCGGUUGUGGCCACGUUGCCCACCUCCAGCAGCAGUGGGCUUCUCCACGCAGAACCCAGGAGUAGGAGACUCAGAAUCGAAUCUCUUCUCCCUCCCCCCUCUUGUGAGAUUUUUUUGAUCUUCGGCUACAUUUUCGGCUUUGUGAGAAACCUUAUCAUCAAACACAAUGGCCAGCAACGUUACCAACAAGACAGAUCCUCGCUCCAUGAACUCCCGUGUAUUCAUGGGGAAUCUCAACACUCUUUUGGUCAAGAAAUCUGAUGUGGAGGCAAUCUUUUCGAAGUAUGGCAAAAUUGUGGGCUGCUCUGUUAAUAAGGGCUUUGCCUUUGUUCAAUAUGUUAAUGAGAGAAAUGCCCAGGCUGCUGUAGCAGGAGAGGAUGGCAGAAUGAUUGCUGGCCAGGUUUUAGAUAUUAACCGGGCUGCAGAGCCAAAAGUGAACCGAGGAAAAGCAGGUGUGAAACGAUCUGCGGCGGAGACGUAUGGCUCCUCUUUUGACUUGGACUAUGACUUUCAACGGGACUAUUAUGAUAGGAUGUACAGUUACCCAGCACGUGUACCUCCUCCUCCUCCUAUUGCUCGGGCUGUAGUGCCCUCGAAACGUCAGCGUGUAUCAGGAAACACCUCACGAAGGGGCAAAAGCGGCUUCAAUUCUAAGACUGGACAGCGGGGAUCUUCCAAGUCUGGAAAGUUGAAAGGAGAUGACCUUCAGGCCAUUAAGAAGGAGCUGACCCAGAUGAAACAAAAAGUAGAUUCUCUCCUGGAAAACCUGAAAAAAAUUGAAAAGGAACAGAGCAAACAAGCAGUAGAGAUGAAGAAUGAUAAGUCAGAAGAGGAGCAGAGCAGCAGCUCCGUGAAGAAAGAUGAGACUAAUGUGAAGAUGGAGUCUGAGGGAGGUGCAGAUGACUCUGAGAAAGGGGACCUACUGGAUGAUGAUGAUAAUGAAGAUUGGGGCAUGACCAGCUGGAGUUGAUAAAGGAUGAUGAAAAACAGGCUGAGGAAGGAGAGGAUGACAGAGACAGCGCCAAUGGCGAGGAUGACUCUUAAGCACACAGUGGGGUUUAGAAAUCUUAUCCCAUUAUUUCUUUACAUAGGUGCUUGUCUAAGAUCAAAUUUUUCCACCAGAUCCUCUCCCCUAGUAUCUUCAGCACACGCUCACUGUUCUCCCCAUCCUUAUCCUUCCCAUGUUCAUUAAUUCAUCUUGCCCCCCGCCUAGUCCCAUUUUCACUUCCUUUGACGCUCCUAGUAGUUUUGUUAAGUCUUACCCUGUAAUUUUUGCUUUUAAUUUUGAUACCUCUUUAUGACUUAACAAUAAAAAGGAUGUAUGGUUUUUA
Messenger RNA from Symphalangus syndactylus (siamang), 3102 nucleotides. RefSeq names its product heterogeneous nuclear ribonucleoproteins C1/C2-like. Gene Ontology annotation, molecular function: RNA binding. Lineage: Eukaryota; Metazoa; Chordata; Mammalia; Primates; Hylobatidae. Gene Ontology annotation, cellular component: nucleus. The record is from RefSeq and is a predicted model, not a curated record.